Messenger RNA from Myxozyma melibiosi, 2764 nucleotides. RefSeq names its product chitin synthase D. The transcript has 2 exons. Gene Ontology annotation, cellular component: cell septum; cell periphery. Gene Ontology annotation, molecular function: chitin synthase activity. Lineage: Eukaryota; Fungi; Ascomycota; Lipomycetes; Lipomycetales; Lipomycetaceae. The record is from RefSeq and is a predicted model, not a curated record. Bases 128 to 2323 code for a protein of 731 amino acids.
UCUUGCCCCAAACUGCUCUUUGUUUACUUUCUCUUUGUUUAAAUGGUUCUCUUCUGCUCUUCUUCUUCUUCUUCUUCUUCUUCUUCUGUCUCUGUGCUGUUCUGCUGCUCUCUGUAUAUCUAUCAACAUGCUCGACGGAAACCCAUGGCGUCCCCAGGACAUCGCCUACUCCAUCCUCGUGGGCUCCGUCUUCCUCGCUGCCCUCCUCGAGUGGUUCCUCUGGCUCGCCGCCUUCCUCUACUGUCUCUACAUGGUCUUCCGCAAAGCUGAAAACAGAUCCAUCCGCGUCCUCGCCGUCCUCGUCUCCCUCGCCUUUGGCCUCCUCCGUCUCGUCUUCCUCCCCGUCAUGGCCGUCACCGUCCCUCUCCCGAGACAGCUCACCGGAUACAUCCCUGACUCUUUUGUCGACCCCCUCCAGCUCUUUGCCUGUGUUGCUUUCUCUAUUCUUCUCGGUGUCCCGUGGCUCUUGUGCAUCUACCACCUCCUCCGCCACUCCAUCGGCCCCAAGCAGAGGUUAGUCUCCCUCCAUCCUCCAUUCUCUAACAGCUCAUUGACACCCCCCAGAAUCAAAGAAGAACUCACCGCCGCAACCGCCCCAAAAGUAGUCGUUGUCAUGCCCUGCUACCACGAAAUCCCCGAGGUCCUCAUGACCGCAAUCAACUCCGCCUGCGACGCCGACUACCCCAAAUCCUGUCUCCAUCUCUACGUCUCCUUCGACGGCGCUGACAUCGACGACCUCUACCUCUCCACCCUCUCCUCCCUCGGCAUCGCCCUCCCCCUCAAAACCUACCCCGUCUCCAUCGACCUCGUCUACCGCGGCGUCCGCAUCACCGUCUCCCGCUUCGUCCACGGCGGCAAACGCCACUGCCAAAAGAAAUCCUUCCGGCUCAUCGACAAAAUGUACUCCUCCUACCUCACCACCCGCGACGACCUCUUCAUCCUCUUUAUUGACUCCGACAUCAUCCUCGACAAGUUUUGCGUGCAAAACUUCAUCUACGAAAUGGAACUCAAGAACCGCGCCAAACCCGCUGAAGCUCGCGCGGCACCAAUGCUCGCCAUGACCGGCAUCAUCACCUGCACCGCCGAAAAGCGCUCGCUCUUAACUGUCCUCCAGGACAUCGAGUACGUCCACGGCCAGCUUUACGAGCGCACCGUCGAGAGCGCAUGCGGCUCCGUCACCUGUCUCCCCGGCGCGCUCACAAUGCUGCGCUUCACCGCCUUUCGCAACAUGGCAAAGUACUACUUUGCCGAAUCCGCCGAGCACGCCGAGGAUAUUUUUGAUUUUGGAAAAAGUCAUCUUGGAGAGGAUCGCUGGCUCACCCAUCUCUUUAUGCUCGGCGCGCGCAACCGCUUCCAGAUCCAGCUUUGCACCGGCGCGUUCUGCAAAACCGAGGCGGUCAUGACCUACCGCACUUUACUCAAGCAGCGCCGUCGCUGGUUUCUUGGAUUUAUCACAAACGAAGCCUGCAUGCUCACCGACAUCCGGCUCUGGAAAAUGUACCCCCUUCUCUGCGUCGUGCGCAUGAUGCAAAACACGAUCCGCACCACCGCCCUCGUUCUCUUCAUCAUGAUCCUCUCCGUCGUCACCGGCACGCAAAAGUUCUCACAACUCCCCUACUCGAUGAUCAUCGUCACCCUCACCCUCAACUGGGGCCUCAUGGUCGUCGUCGGCUGGCGCCUGCAUCGCUUCAAAGCAUGGCUCUACCCGCUCAUGUACGUCGUCAACCCGGCCCUGAACUGGUGCUAUCUCGUCUACGGCAUCUUCACCGCCGGCCAGCGCACCUGGGGCGGGCCGCGCGCAGAUAAGGGUGGUGAUGAGGAGGAGGGCUUGGCGGGCGAGUUUGUCGACAAGGACUUUGUCUACGAGCCGGUCAAGUUUGAUCAGAAUGGAAACGCCGUGCCGUCCAGCCUGACGAUUCCGUCGUCGGCAAGUUUGUCGCUCCGGAUGAUGACGAUCAGAUUGCUAGCAGCAGCAGCAGCAGCAGCACGUCUACUUCCCUCGACUACCGCGACAAGCGUCAAUUGCGCGCGUGGGAACACCCCGUGUCUGCCAGCAUUUUCCACCACGAGUUCCGUCCUACGCCCUGGACCUCUGGCAUCCCUAGUCCUGCAUCCUCCUCGUUCGUCGACUCGGUGUACAACGUCGAGGAUCUGUAUAAGCAGCCGCGACGGCCUGAGAAAGCUAAGCGGCGGUUACUACCCUGGGAACCUCCCCGCACGGGCGAGGACGAGAUUAAUGAGAAAGCAGGGUUUGAGGAGGACGAGUACUCUGUCGCUUCGACCUCGUCGUCGGGGUCGGAUGAGAGCCAGAGACCGUCGUUGAGAAGUCUGGUGUCUGUGUAUGAGAUCCAGCCGUCGUCCAGUCAUGCGACUAAUCUCGCUGCUACCAACACCUCCCGCCACUCGGUCUCGGUCAUGCAGCAGAGCAACUCGCCACGUCUCCAGUCCUCAUUCAGCACACACAGACGCGCAGCACCACCUCCACCCCCCUCUUCACGCGCCACUCCGCCUACAUGCCCCCUCCCCCGCCACGUCCCGCCGCCGCCGCAGACAGCCCAGGCCGAAGCGGCAGUCCCGCGAGCGCGGGGUAUAACGUUGAUUGGCGGCGGACGAUAAUCGGGGUGCCGUCGCCGGUGACGCCGCGGUUUACGCCGAGCGAGAGACAGGCGAGGUGGUUGGAUAGUCAGCGGCGGUUCUUUGGGAUGGAGGAUGGGGAGGGUGGGUUUGGGGGGGAGAGUAAGACGUGGCUGUGAUUGAUGAAAGA